Molecule: messenger RNA, 1202 nt
Organism: Diatraea saccharalis (sugarcane borer)
Lineage: Eukaryota; Metazoa; Arthropoda; Insecta; Lepidoptera; Crambidae
Source: the annotation of a GenBank genome assembly
UCUGGCCGAAUCAGCAAUCAGUUCAGUUCAGUUUAACUUGUUAUGAGAAGAGGAGUUAUCGUUUGUGUCUAAAACUUUAUUUGCGUAUUCGAUUACGACACGUAAAAAAUUUUUCCUUUCGAUUUUAAAUUAAAAUAUAAAUGUGACUGCCAAUUGCGGAUGUAUAACCAAUAAAACUGUUUAGUGGAAGUGUAAUAAGUGUAUCAAAAUGCUUAAACUUUUGAUUUGUGGAUUUAUUGUAUUUCUUCUCACGAACAUAACUGAUGCGCUAAGAGGUCAUUGUAAGCAACAAGAGGAUCUACUGCAAAGGUGUUCAAUGGCGUUACCGGUGCUCAGUUCAAGAGAAAUAUCCUUCGCUCUCACUCAAGAUGAACUGGACAAAAGUUGCGUUGAACUGCGUUCCGGUAUAAAAUGCAUAGACAACUACACAAAAGUGUGUAUGGAGAAACACGAGCAAGUGGUCUUUAGGAGAAUUUACUCGGGCGUCACAGAUGUAGUACAAGAUUUGUGUACUAGAGGGAUGUAUCAAGACGAAUAUUUGAAGCAUGCAAAUUGUGUUAAAAACGUUAGACCAGAUUACGAGCAAUGUAGUAAGAAGUACGAAGUCACUCUCACUACGUUGAGUAAUCAUCAGAAAAAUGAGCAAUAUCAGACGGAUGACGCCGUUGAAACCAACCAAGAAGAUUAUUUAAGGACAGUUUGCUGUUCUUUCCAAGAAUACCUGUUAUGUUCUGAGCAGACUGUUCAGAGGUCUUGUGGAGAUGAGGCCGCCUUAUUCACCAGUGCAUUCUUGAAGCGUAUGGCAUCCAACAUUAUAAAGAACUUCUGUUUGGAGUACCGAGGGCACGAAUGCGGGCUCCCCGAUAGCGCUGGUGAUGUAGGGAAUGGUAUUGUGAUUGUAUCCGUUGCAGUUGCUUCGAAUCUACUCGUUUAUAUGAUGGCUUCGUGGGGGUUGACGUAAUUAAAAGAAAAACAAAGCUAAUUGAAGUGUUGCCAACAUAAAAAAAAACUUAAUAAUCGUUCCAGAAGUUUGUUGAGUGAUGCAAUGUGCGUUGAACUGUAAAUAAUGAAUGUUGGUUACGGUUCCUUUGCUAAGAUUUAGUUCAAUUAUUUUUCAGUUGCAUGUUGAUUUAUUUGUUGUAGGUAUGAUUUUUUAAUGUAUUACGUAGUCAUGUUAGCCAAAAUAUUGUUAUGGGAUACCA